This is a messenger RNA of Castor canadensis (American beaver), 1192 nucleotides long. The record is from RefSeq and is a predicted model, not a curated record. NCBI's taxonomy places the organism in Eukaryota, Metazoa, Chordata, Mammalia, Rodentia, Castoridae.
UUUUAUUUUGGGUGGCCCAGGGAGCAGAUGUUGCAAAUACUACUCAGGAUAACAGAAGCUGUCAUGCAGAAGCCAAAGGAUAAACAAAUAAAGGACUUGUUUGCCCAGAGCUUGGCAGGGUUACUAUUUAGGACGCUCAUUGUGGCUUGGAUACGAGCAAACCUCUGUGUGUACAUUUCUCGGGAGCUCUGGGAUGACUUUCUUGGUGUGCUGUCUUCCCUCACGGAAUGGGAGGAACUCAUCAAUGAGUGGGCCAACAUCAUGGACUCCUUGACAGCAGUGCUUGCAAGAACCGUUUAUGGAGUUGAGAUGACAAACCUACCUCUGGAUAAAUUAAGUGAACAAAAAGAAAAGAAGCAACGAGGCAAAGGCUGUGUUCUAGAUUCUCAGAAAGGGACCACUGUGGGGAGAUCCUUUUCUCUCAGCUGGAGGAGCCACCCGGAUGUGACCGAGCCAAUGCGAUUCAGGAGUGCUACCACAUCUGGAGCCCCAGGAGUUGAGAAGGCAAGAAAUAUUGUUCGCCAAAAAGCAACUGCUAAGCGAAGCCAGUCUAUCAGCAACUGUGUCCACCUUUCUGAGGCUUUGCCUGCCACUAAAAGCGUCCCGCUCCUUCUUCACACCAUGAGCGCUCUCUUACCUGGUCUUUCUUACUCCUCUUGCUCUCACAGGCUGUCAGGUACUGUAACACACUCUGUUGUGUCCAUCAAUGUCCUCCAGCUUCUCCUGCUUGCCUCUAAGCCUUGCUUCCUUUGUUGAUAUUCCCACAUCACACAUGCAUGUCUGACCAUUGCACUUGCAUUAAAUUUCAAAGACUAUUGAUAAUUGUUUUUCUGUAGUUGAUGUUUGGUAGCAAUUAGUCAAAAGUUCCAACAACCUCACCAAUUACCAGAUUCAUGCUGAUAAUUGAGAUUUUAGGUGGGGGAAGGAAAGAAAAAUAAGGCUAAACAGUGUUAAUUUCCAAAAGAAACAUUUUGUUCAUGGACUUCAGCCAAAUGAAAUUAAAUUUAGUCAUGUAUGGUUUACAUACAGUGUGCUCUUGAUUUAUUCAGAUGUUGCAGCUCCUGUCACAGUAGGUUGAGAAAAUAGUUAAUAAUCAUCUCAAAAUACCUAGAAGAGAGUAUUUUGAGUGUACGCACCAUAAAGAAAUGAUAAAAGUUUAAAGUGAUAAGUAUGCUAAUUAUCUUGAUCUGAU